AUGGAUACCAACAUGGCCGAUAAUGAAGGGUCUGUUUCUUCUGAUAGUAGCACCAUGAGCAGUACAGGUGGAAGUGAAGGUGCAGGAUACAUUCGUCGUCAACGCUACACUCAAGAACAAUUAAGAGUGCUCAUGCGAAGUUUUCGUCGUAACCCAAGACCUUGUCAUGCUGUGAAGGAGCGAUUGGCCGAUCGGCUUGGUACUACAUACAAGCGCAUCAAUAUAUGGUUUCAAAAUCAAAGAGCAAGGGAAAGACGCGAAAGAAGAGGUCGUGAGCAAUGA
This is a messenger RNA of Lichtheimia ornata, 282 nucleotides long. RefSeq lists its product as uncharacterized. Gene Ontology annotation, molecular function: transcription cis-regulatory region binding. Gene Ontology annotation, cellular component: nucleus. Bases 1 to 282 code for a protein of 93 amino acids. The transcript has a single exon. Lineage: Eukaryota; Fungi; Mucoromycota; Mucoromycetes; Mucorales; Lichtheimiaceae. Gene Ontology annotation, biological process: regulation of DNA-templated transcription. The record is from RefSeq and is a predicted model, not a curated record.